UGACGCACCGAUAACGUCCGUCCGGUCGCCGCGUUCCACUUCCGGGGCGUCCUGCCGACUCGCAGGGGUGGAGCAAGAUGGCGGCAGUAGCGGCGCUACCGGUCUCCUUCUCGGGCAGGUUUAAGGGAUCUUUUGCAUAUUUUACAAUUAAAGACAGACUGCCUCAGAUUCUCACAAGGGUUAUUGAUACUCUGCAUCGACAUAAAAAUGAAUUUUUUGAAGAACAUGGUGAGAAAGGUGUUGAAGCAGAGAAGAGAGCUAUAUCUUUCCUCUCCAAACUACGCAAUGAACUGCAGACAGACAAACCAAUGACCCCUUUGGAAGAUGAGCUACCUGAUGCUGCACUGUGGAACCAGUACUUAGACUACCAACGAAACUUAUCAAAUGGAAAUGGAGAACCAAGUUGGUUUCAGUCCCCUUGGUUAUAUGUAGAGUGUUACAUGUAUCGAAGAAUUCAUGCAGCAUUAGCACACAACCCUCCUAUUGACAACUUUGAUGUAUUUAAAGAAGGAAAGGCUCAAAAUUUCUUUGAAUCCCAAGAGGCUGUUAUUGCCCUGUGCACUUACUUUCAGGAACUUCUUAAAAAUAUCAAGGAUCUAGAUGAAGGGCAACUUCAGGAGGAACUUUUUAAGCUACUGCAGGUGUCCUUGUGGGGCAAUAAGUGUGAUCUUUCCUUCUCAGCUGGUGAAGGCAGCUCUCAGAAGUCUAAUCCUUUACAAUCCCUGGAAAACUUGAUGUCUUACAUCUUAGUGAAUGAUAUGGAAAAACUUUGGUCACUACUUGUAAAUGCCAAAAAAGGAAAUACAGAAGAAAAAAAUGUUAGAGUCGACAUAAUCCUGGAUAAUGCUGGGUUUGAACUUGUCAGUGAUCUUGUGUUGGCUGAUUUCCUGUUACUGUCAAAGCUAGCAGACAAAGUCCAUUUUCAUGGAAAAAGUAUUCCAUGGUUUGUGUCAGAUACCACAAGGCAUGAUUUUAAUUGGACUCUUAAGCAACUGCAGUCAGCUAAUCAUAUGUGGAUGUCUAGAUGUGGUAUAAACUGGGAGGGCAAUUUGAAAAAGGGAGUUUGGGUUUACCAUGAUCACAUGUUUUGGACUUUACCACAUGACUUUUCCAGUAUGGCUGAAGUUGCUCCUGAUUUAUAUGCUGAUCUACAGAAGUCAAACUUGCUUCUUUUCAAAGGUGAUCUAAACUACAGAAAAUUAACAGGAGAUAGAAAAUGGGAAUACAGUGUUCCAUUUCAUCAAGCCUUGAACAGGUUUCAUCCUGCUCCUCUUUGUAGUUUGAGAACACUCAAAUCUGACACCCAGGUUGGCCUAAAACCUGGGCAAGGUGAACAAAUUGGGGCUUCUGAACCUGAGUGGAUGAUAAGUGGCAAAUAUGGGGAAUCUGAUGAUCACGUUCUUUUGGAGGCUCCUGUCACUAGAGAGCAGAUGAAUCUCUAUCGAGCUGCAGCUGAAACUGCUCAAAGUGAGCUUGCAGCACUUUCAGUGAAGUAUGAUUGUGCUCAGUCAGAGCUUCUUGAACUCAGGUCCAGAAUGGUCUCUAAAGAAGCCUCUUUUCAAGAACUGAAGGCUGAAGCUGAAAGAUACAAGGAAAUCAAUGCUAGACAGAUGUCACGCUUGCUGUAUUUGCAAACCCAAAUUCAGGAGAUGGAGGAGGAGGCUUGUGUGCUCACCACUUCUAAAAACCAGGCUGAGUUGACAGCUCAGGUAGCAUUCAAGGAAAACUGGGAGCUGAAGGAGAAGCUUCAUGAGCAAAAUACCAAAUUGAAUAAAUUUUUGAAUGAGUGCGAAGAAAGCAUGACUCAAGCUUCUGCAAUCAGCCGAAAGUAUGAAGAGGUCCUUACACAGCUUUCUGGAUUCUUGGACACAGACAUCAGAGAAAAAGAGAAACCACAGGAACAUUUAAUGUCAAAGGUCUCUGAGAUAUGUAAAGAAAAUCUAACACUAAAAAAAGAGGUUUCUGCUCUUCAAGAAGCUAUCAAUGUCCAUGAGGUGGAGUCCAAAGCUAACAAAGAAACUAUCAUGAGGCUUGUUUCAGAAGUGACCACGGAGCAGAAAAAGGCAGCAGGAUACUAUCGGGACAUGGAAAAACUUAGUAAGGAUCUUGAAAGUGCUGUAACAGGGAAACAGAGUUUGGAGAUGGAGAUCAGAAACCUCCAAGAUAAACUGACUGCUAACCAGAAAUCUUUGGAUGCCUCAAAGCAGGAACUGCAUAAUCUGGAGAAAUCUUUCACUGAGCUGGAUGGAAACUUGAAGAGCAGCAGAGAAGAGGCCAGGACUGCUCAGAGAUCUUCAGUAGCUUUUAAAGAGCAAAUUGCUACCCUACUUAGUAGUAGAUCUACGAUGGUUAAACCUUCUGAGAAGGCCAUUUUGGAGAGGAUCCAAGAAAUAAACUGCAAAGAGGAGAGUAAAGAAAUAAUGGUGUCUCAGCUUGAAGCCCAAGUAGCCAAACUGGCUGAAGCUUUGGAAAAUCAGACCAGACUGUACCAAGAAGCUUUGGAGAGGAGCAGAAAAGCCGAAAAAUGCUCUGAGACUUUCCAGGACCAACUGAAACACUUGGAGGAAGAACUACUAUCUGUAGAUCUGAUACAAGACGAUCUGAAGCUUGAGAAACAAAAAUUUCUGAAAUUUCUGGAGCAGCUUAAUGUGAAGAUGCAUUUGGAUAGCUUAGCAGCAGAAGUUGGAUUGGAUAUGAAUGUGGACAUGAUUCUAGCCCGGAUAGAGCAGUUAGUGAAACUGGAAGGUGAUGCUGUGAUUGAAAACAAGACUAUGGCAUAUAGCCUAAGAAGGAAGCUGAAGGCUCAGAAAGAAAAGCUGGAGAGCAAAGAGCUGCACAUGAACCUUCUGCGGCAGAAAAUAAUCCAGCUGGAAGAAGAGAAGCAAGUAAGGACAGCCAUAGCUGUGGAGAGGGAUGAGGCUAAUCUUGCUGUCAGAAAGUUACAUAAAACGAUAGAGAGGAUACAGAAGCAGCUUGAUCUGGCAAGGGAGACAAAUACUGAUCUCAAAGCCAAAUUGUCUGAAACCAAUGAACUUAAGAUCAAAACCUUGGAGCAGAGCAGGACAAUAGAAGAACUCAGUAAGUCUCAAGGCAGACUGGAAAGAAUGAAAGAAAAGGCUGAGAAACAGCUUACCUCUGUCAAAUCAGAACUUCUUUUAAAGGAGCACAAAGCUAUCAAAGAUAAAGAAAAAAACCAGAAUAUGUUAGAAGCAGUUACCAGUGAGGUGAAGGUGCUUAAAACAACUCUUGCAGAAUCAGUGAAAAGAGAGAGACAGCUGGCAGAUUUCCGAGAGGUGGUCUCGCGGAUGCUGGGCCUUGACAUUGCCAGCCUCGCUCUUCCUGACUAUGAAAUCAUUACAUGUCUUGAAGGGUUGAUUCACUGUCAUCAGCACCACCACUUCCCCUGUAUCUGCCUGAGAGAUGUGGCAGGGGCAUCAGAGGAACACUCACAAAGAAAGAUAGAGCUUCUUCACUGAAACGUGUCUUGUACAGAGAUAGACUAAGUAAAAUUUCCUCUUAUGCUUCCCUACCUGCUAGACAUGCACAGAAAACAGAUACUUAUUUAGUGCCCUGCUCUUAUAGAUACUUAGGCUGACUUCUACUUUUUCAGUAGGGAAACUGAUCCACAUGAGUAGAGUGAAGUCAGCAGGCUAAUGAUUGCAAACAGAAAAUCCCUGGGCAGCAUGCUAAUGCAGUUGUGGAAGUUGAAAGUGACAGGCAAGAUGUGAACGUGUGCAGCCCUUCAGUUUCACUGCAGAAGCAUUGGAGGCGUGGACCAACAGAGAUGAGGGCAGAGUUUUAGGAAGAACUUCCUAAUGACUCUGCUUCACUUGCAUUCCUUCUGCUUUACCUCUGGGUGAGAGGUGCAAUAAAGUGGUGGUUGUGCUGCUGCUGUUCCUGUAGCUUCAGGAAAAUUAGCUGUAAGCUGGGGGACUACCACAAUUUUGGAAGAAGAGAUUUUUUUCUUUCCUUCUGCUUUUCCCUUAGUGUGCUGUUGUGCCAAAACAAAAGUUAUAUUUUUUCAGCAAAGGCUUUUCACAGGGUCCAGUCAUGUGCCUGAUCAUGAUACACUUGGUAAUGUUGCCCCUUUCCUGUGAUCCAUGAUGCCUGCAAAAUUUUUCUCCUAGCUGCUGUAUUCCUGCAGAAAUUAAUCCGUAGGGCAAAUAAGUGGCAUUUCUUCUGAGGUGAUAAAACCUUAUUUUAAAGUGAUUAUAUUGAAUUACUGGUCUUUCUUUUCAUAACACCAACGAUGAGGUGUCCUUAAUUGCUUCUUAAUCAUAAAAGCUACUUGUCUACCACCCUCUUUGAGUGUUGUGAAACUUCGUGGCCUUUUAAAAACAAAUCUGAACAAUAAAUGCUUUAAUAGUGCA
Messenger RNA from Pogoniulus pusillus (Red-fronted tinkerbird), 4370 nucleotides. Its product is annotated as damage-control phosphatase ARMT1-like. The transcript is spliced from 15 exons. Gene Ontology annotation, cellular component: nucleus. The record is from RefSeq and is a predicted model, not a curated record. NCBI's taxonomy places the organism in Eukaryota, Metazoa, Chordata, Aves, Piciformes, Lybiidae. Gene Ontology annotation, molecular function: phosphatase activity. Bases 78 to 3476 code for a protein of 1132 amino acids. Gene Ontology annotation, biological process: DNA damage response.